Messenger RNA from Cooperia oncophora, 339 nucleotides. Lineage: Eukaryota; Metazoa; Nematoda; Chromadorea; Rhabditida; Trichostrongylidae. The record is from the annotation of a GenBank genome assembly.
AUGAGUCGUCGAGCACCAACUGCAUGGCACCAGGCUGUGCGUUUAUUAGCCCUGAGGGCAAAUCAAUGGCGAGAGGUAGAAACUCGACGACGAAUCUGCGAAAUUGCUUGGCGCAAUCUUCCGAAGGCUAAAAUCGAAACACAGCGUCUAGGAAUAUCUACGGCCCUGAAAAAUAUCUGUGUUGUAUUGGAUGCAAAUAUGAACAAUGACUUCAAAGACUUACCCAAGCGAUUUCAUCUCGAGUCCGUCGACUACUGGUUACGUCGCUUUGAAGACAACGUCAGUUUUCUACACCUAAGCAUUCAUACAAAAUGGCGACCAGGGCUCGUCAUGGAAUAG